Molecule: messenger RNA, 911 nt
Organism: Lasiosphaeria miniovina
Lineage: Eukaryota; Fungi; Ascomycota; Sordariomycetes; Sordariales; Lasiosphaeriaceae
Exons: 1
Coding region: 305-727 (140 amino acids)
Source: RefSeq, a predicted model, not a curated record
GUGGAAGAUUAUUUCCGUCCAAUGUUUACCCUUAUCCCAAGUCGACGGAGAGCUUAAAACGCAGCGACAGAUAGCCAAUGUCUCGGUAUACUGUUCCUAGUACUGGAGCAAAGCUCAGAGUUAGCAAUCUAAUACCCGAUAUUCUUUAUGGAUAUACCGAUGGAGCAUUCCCUCAGCAGCAAAUGCAACCUAUCUCUAUGGGGAUUGACACGUGUUAGCCAACAAUCAGGGCCUGUUAUACCCAUUCUUCGCCAUCGAUUUCAAGAGGGAUGGCCCUGGUGGAACUGGCAGUUUGUGGGUAGCAAUGAAUCAGUGCCUUGGCAGUUCUACGUCCUGUGCCAACAUUGCGGAACGCCUCAACCGCCAGCUGAGGGAUUGCAAGAGCGAUGAGAUUAGGCCCAUCAACAGCGCUACGUUUAGUGUGGCAAUGAACGGUACAAAGGCCCGACUCUAUAUCUCGUGGAAGCAUAAUGAUAUCGAUUACUACAUGCGGAGGGUCAAGAGCUUCUUGCCUCAAGACCCUGGGCACUACAUCGAGUUCGGCAAGUACGUUCGGAACAUCAUCGACUGGGGGAAGGAUAAGCGGCUCAACGAGAUCCGGGCCUCCCUAGACAAGCUUUUAGAGGAGGGCAGGAAGAGAACUUCCGAGGCGGCGAAGUCUCGCCAGCCGCCAUCUGGUAGUUCCGCGACCAGCAGUAAAAAACACAAGCCCUCAUCGUCUACCUAGCUAGGUCCAGCUAAAUAGAGGCAGAGCCGCAACAUAUACCUCGGUGGAGGCCGCGUUAUGCGCGGAUGACCUACUAUCGAAGCUCGGAAGCAUCCGUGAAGGUAAUAGUUGGCCGCGGUGUGGAUGACGAAGCAUUGACAGCUGGCUAUAUCGGCAGAGGCAGGCGGGUAUGGGAACUAGCGCC